Molecule: messenger RNA, 9543 nt
Organism: Alexandromys fortis (reed vole)
Lineage: Eukaryota; Metazoa; Chordata; Mammalia; Rodentia; Cricetidae
Gene: Hecw1
Product: HECT, C2 and WW domain containing E3 ubiquitin protein ligase 1
Exons: 28
Coding region: 257-5041 (1594 amino acids)
Biological process (GO): protein polyubiquitination; regulation of dendrite morphogenesis
Cellular component (GO): cytoplasm
Molecular function (GO): protein binding; ubiquitin protein ligase activity
Source: RefSeq, a predicted model, not a curated record
GUCCUUGCUUGAGUCGCAACACCACACGCCUCUGACCCAGAAGGCCCCCCCCCCCCUCCUGGUUCGCACAGGUUUACCAGCCGCGAGCUGCUCCAGCUUUGGCGGAGGCUCUGACAGCUACCGGCUCUGGAUUCCAGGCAGACAGAGCAAGCCGAAAGACGCUGAUCGCCCAGGACUCGCAAACCAGGUCCCCAAUGCUUGGCACCUAUGCAAGCCACGUGCGACCACCAGUUCUAACCCGCGUGCUGACCGGAGCAUGAUCUGUGUCCAGUCGGAGGCUGCCAAGAAUCUGUACCAGAACAGGUUUUUAGGCCUGGCUGCCAUGGCGUCUCCAUCUAGAAACUCCCAGAGCCGACGCCGGUGUAAAGAGCCCCUCCGCUACAGCUAUAACCCAGACCAGUUCCACAACAUAGACAUCAGAAAUGGCGCGCAUGAUGGCAUCACCAUCCCUCGUUCUACCAGUGAUACUGACCUGGUCACUUCAGACAGCCGCUCUACGCUCAUGGUCAGCAGCUCUUACUAUUCUAUAGGGCACUCCCAGGAUUUGGUGAUUCACUGGGACAUCAAGGAAGAAGUGGAUGCUGGAGACUGGAUUGGCAUGUACCUUAUUGGUGAAGUCUCAUCUGAAAACUUUCUGGAUUAUAAGAACCGUGGAGUCAACGGUUCUCACAGAGGCCAGAUCAUUUGGAAGAUCGACGCCAGCUCCUACUUCGUGGAGUCUGAAACUAAGAUCUGCUUCAAAUACUACCAUGGCGUGAGCGGAGCCCUGCGAGCCACAACCCCCAGUGUCACUGUCAAAAACUCAGCAGCUCCUAUUUUUAAAGGUAUUGGCUCUGAAGAGACUGCGCAAAGUCAAGGGAGUAGGAGGCUGAUCAGCUUCUCUCUCUCAGAUUUCCAAGCCAUGGGGUUGAAGAAGGGGAUGUUUUUCAACCCAGACCCUUAUCUGAAGAUUUCCAUUCAGCCUGGGAAACACAGCAUCUUUCCAGCCCUCCCUCAUCAUGGGCAAGAGAGGAGAUCCACGAUCAGAGGCAACACUGUGAACCCCAUCUGGCAGGCAGAGCAUUUCAGUUUCGUGUCUCUGCCAACUGAUGUGCUGGAAAUUGAAGUGAAGGACAAGUUUGCCAAGAGCCGUCCCAUCAUCAAGCGUUUCUUGGGAAAGCUGUCAAUGCCGGUUCAGAGGCUGCUGGAGAGACACGCCAUAGGGGAUAGGGUGGUCAGCUACACACUUGGCCGCAGGCUUCCAACUGACCAUGUGAGUGGACAGCUGCAGUUCCGAUUUGAGAUCACAUCCUCCAUCCAUGCAGAUGAUGAAGAGAUCUCUCUGAGUGCCGAGCCUGAGUCAGCAGAAACCCAGGACAGCGUCAUGAACAGUGUGGUGGAAAACAGCAAUGGGGAACCUCCUGGGGACGUCCCAGAACACUCGGAGAACUUGAAGCCAGAGUCAGCAAGUGAAGAGAAUGGAAUGAACAGCUCAGGGAACCAAAACCAGGAGCCCGCCGGGCCAGUUGAGGAAGCUGCAGGUCCUAUGGAGACUGAGGAUGGUGGCAACAUCUCGGAAGGACCCAAAGAGGCUGGAGAGAUUCAAGACCUAGAGCAACAUGACACCCCGCCCACUCUGAGUGCAGAAGAAGUGGCAGAGGGACUUGACCUGGAUGAGAAUUUGCCAGAAGGUAGCGGGGCAGAAGAGGGCGCAGUGCCGGCAGAUGGAGCCCGAGAAGGGGAGAUGCAGGAGAAUGGCCAGGAUGAGGAAGAAGAGGAAGAGGAGGUUUCUGCCCUGGAGCAAGGAGAGCCUGGACUGCAGCUGAGGGCCUCGGUGAAAAAGAAAAGCAGACCAUGUUCCCUUCCUGUAUCUGAGCUUGAGACAGUGAUUGCAUCUGCCUGUGGAGAGCCUGAGACCCCAAGGACACACUACAUCCGCAUCCACACCCUGCUGCACAGCAUGCCUUCGGCUCAGAGAGGGAGCACCACGGAGGAGGAGGAUGGCUUAGAGGAGGAAAUUACCCUCAAGGAGUCCUCUGAAAAAGAUGGACUCAGCGAGGUGGAUACAAUAGCUGCUGACCCGCAAUCCAUGGAAGACGGCGAGAAUGAGGGAGCUACACUGUGUAUGGCGCCCUCUGAUGGCGCUGGGGGCCUCUACUCCACUUUACCCAAAAGCCUUGGUGCUGGCCAGGAUGGCGGCGCACACCCCAGCACGGGGAGUGAGAGUGACUCCAGCCCCCAGCAAGGAGCGGACCACAGUUGCGAGGGCUGUGAUGCCUCGUGCUGCAGCCCCUCGUGCUACAGCACGUCCUGCUACAGCAGCUCCUGCUACAGCAGCUCCUGCUACAGCAGCUCCUGCUACAAUGGCAACAACCGCUUUGCCAGCCACACGCGCUUCUCCUCUGUGGAUAGCGCCAAGAUCUCUGAGAGCACAGUCUUCUCUUCGCAAGAGGAUGAGGAGGAGGAAAACAGUGCAUUCGAGUCCGUACCGGACUCAGUGCAAAGCCCAGAGCUAGAUCCCGAGUCUACAAAUGGGGCUGGGCCGUGGCAGGACGAACUGGCUGCCCCUGCUGGGAAUGCAGCAAGAACUACUGAAGGUCUGGAGUCCCCCAUGGCAGGUCCCAGCAAUAGGAGAGAAGGUGAAUGUCCUAUACUCCAUAAUUCCCAGCCAAUAAGCCAGCUUCCUUCCUUGAGGCCUGAACAUCAUCACUACCCAACAAUCGAUGAGCCUCUUCCACCAAACUGGGAAGCUCGAAUUGACAGCCACGGACGGGUCUUUUACGUGGACCAUGUAAACCGCACAACCACCUGGCAGCGACCAACAGUGGCACCUACCCCAGAUGGAAUGAUCAGGUCCGGGUCUGUCCACCAGAUGGAGCAGCUUAACAGAAGGUAUCAAAACAUUCAGAGGACCAUUGCAACAGAGAGACCUGACGAAGAUUCUAGCAACCAAAGCUGUGAGCAGAUAGCAGAUGGAGGAGGUGGAGGUGGAGGGAGUGACUCGGAAGCAGAAUCCUCCCAAUCAAGCUUAGAUCUGAGGAGAGAAGGGUCACUUUCUCCAGUCAACUCACAAAAGAUCACCUUGCUGCUGCAGUCCCCGGCGGUCAAGUUCAUCACCAAUCCCGAGUUCUUCACUGUGCUGCAUGCCAACUACAGUGCCUACCGGGUCUUCACAAGUAGCACUUGCUUGAAGCACAUGAUUUUGAAGGUCCGACGAGAUGCUCGCAAUUUUGAACGCUACCAGCAUAACCGGGACCUGGUGAAUUUCAUCAACAUGUUUGCAGACACAAGACUGGAACUGCCUCGGGGUUGGGAGAUCAAAACCGAUCAUCAGGGAAAGUCUUUCUUUGUGGACCACAACAGCCGAGCUACCACUUUCAUUGAUCCCCGAAUCCCUCUUCAGAAUGGCCGCCUUCCCAGUCAUCUGACCCAUCGACAGCACCUCCAGAGGCUCCGGAGUUACAGUGCUGGAGAGGCCUCAGAAGUCUCUAGAAACAGAGGAGCAUCAUUGUUGGCCAGGCCAGGACACAGCCUAAUAGCUGCCAUUCGAAGUCAGCAUCAACAUGAGUCAUUGCCACUGGCAUAUAAUGACAAGAUUGUGGCAUUUCUUCGCCAGCCAAACAUUUUUGAAAUGCUACAAGAACGUCAGCCAAGCUUGGCAAGAAACCACACACUCAGGGAGAAAAUCCAUUAUAUUCGGACAGAGGGUAACCAUGGGCUGGAGAAAUUGUCCUGUGAUGCUGAUCUGGUCAUUUUGCUGAGUCUCUUUGAAGAAGAGAUCAUGUCCUAUGUUCCCCUGCAAUCUGCCUUCCACCCUGGGUAUAGCUUCUCUCCUCGCUGUUCCCCCUGCUCCUCACCUCAGAACUCCCCAGGUUUACAGAGAGCCAGCGCCAGAGCCCCUUCACCAUACCGAAGGGAUUUUGAAGCUAAGCUACGCAAUUUCUACCGAAAACUGGAAGCCAAAGGAUUUGGUCAGGGCCCGGGUAAAAUUAAGCUCAUUAUCCGCCGAGACCACUUGCUGGAGGGGACCUUCAACCAGGUGAUGGCAUACUCCCGGAAGGAGCUCCAGAGAAACAAGCUCUACAUCACCUUUGUUGGAGAAGAGGGCCUGGACUACAGUGGCCCUUCUCGAGAGUUCUUCUUCCUUUUGUCUCAGGAGCUCUUCAACCCUUACUAUGGACUCUUUGAGUAUUCUGCAAACGACACUUACACGGUGCAGAUCAGCCCCAUGUCGGCGUUUGUAGAAAACUAUCUCGAAUGGUUCAGAUUUAGUGGUCGUAUCCUGGGACUGGCUCUGAUCCAUCAGUAUCUCCUGGAUGCUUUCUUUACAAGGCCCUUCUACAAGGGACUCCUGAAGCUGCCCUGUGAUUUGAGCGACCUAGAAUAUUUAGAUGAGGAAUUCCACCAAAGUCUGCAGUGGAUGAAGGACAAUAACAUCACAGAUAUUCUCGAUCUCACCUUCACUGUUAAUGAAGAAGUUUUUGGACAGGUAACAGAGAGAGAGCUGAAGUCUGGAGGCGCCAACACGCAGGUGACUGAGAAGAACAAAAAGGAGUACAUUGAGAGGAUGGUGAAGUGGCGGGUGGAGCGCGGUGUGGUGCAGCAGACCGAAGCCUUGGUGAGGGGCUUCUACGAGGUGGUCGACUCAAGGCUCGUCUCCGUGUUUGAUGCAAGGGAGCUGGAGCUGGUGAUUGCUGGUACUGCCGAAAUCGACCUGAACGACUGGAGGAAUAACACCGAGUACCGGGGAGGUUAUCAUGACAGCCACCUUGUGAUCCGCUGGUUCUGGGCUGCGGUAGAACGGUUCAACAAUGAGCAGAGAUUGAGAUUACUCCAGUUUGUGACAGGAACAUCGAGUGUGCCCUAUGAAGGCUUUGCAGCUUUGCGGGGAAGCAAUGGACUUCGACGGUUCUGCAUCGAGAAGUGGGGGAAAAUUACAUCUCUUCCCAGGGCACAUACAUGCUUCAACCGGCUGGAUCUGCCCCCAUACCCUUCAUACUCCAUGUUGUAUGAGAAGCUGCUAACAGCGGUAGAGGAAACCAGCACCUUCGGACUUGAGUGAGGAAGUGGAACUUUGCCUGACAUCAUCCUGAACCGUGACACCACCCUUUCCGGGAUGACUUCCUUUCCCUCCGUUGACUUUGGUAUUCCAUGGUUUUUAUUUCAGAGCAAAUUAGAAUUGGCAAAAGCUGUGCAUGAAGAAUUGCCUUCCUCUAAGAUCUAACCUUCAGGCUUGUCUCCUCUGUUUCCAAUGAACUGCUAGCCUGUAUGCAAUACUACAAAACAGCUGUCUCAAGGUCUGUGCACACCUCCACAUACCUCCAUUCCUAACAAUGAAACACGAGUGCGAGUCGCGCCACACUUGACGAAAUGGUAAUAAAUGUUUACUUCCAUUUCUAUCGUUUAAGGAUAAUUUCAGCUGUGAGCAUUCCAUGCUUUUAUAUGCCCACGUCUUCCAAGCCGAACCAAUCACUUCUCAUAAUUUCUAAUGACCAAUUCAUAAUUUCCAGACCUAGGAGCUGACUGAUUUUUUUUUUCCUCUCUAUCUCUCUAUCUCAGCAUAUCCUAUUCAUCCUAUCCAUUCAGUGGACAGCCAAGGCCACAAAGAAAUUUUUUUCUUCAUUCAACUCAUGAUUCACAGGUGACAUCAGUCCCAUCAUCCAGAACUAGCCUAGACAUAUGGUGCAAAUAUGAAACUUCCAGCAAUUAACAACAGCAAGAAAAAGGUUAUCAGUAAACCCACUGGCUUUAAGGACUAUAAACCCAGCUUGAGAAAGGGAGAGUGGGGAGAGCACCCCUGGGGAACACUCGCCACUCAAGAAGCACAAACGUGUGCGCCAUGUCCAAGGAAGCAAUCGUUAUUGCUGUAGAUUGAAAGAUGAACCUUUAACUCCAGUGUUGCUACAUAGAAAGUGACAGGGCAAACAGGAAAAAGGACAGGACCUAGGACAUUUAUCCAAAUACGUGAAUUUUGUUAAUCUAUUCUCACACACAUAGUACAAACAGAUCUCAUGGCUUUUGUUGAAGCCAGGUUUGUUUACUUGACCAGUAAACCUUUUAUUUCUUUAUAACUUUGGUAUUUUUCUCACUCUUUUUUUCUCUUCUUUUGUUAUUCAUGGUGUUCCCAUUCUGUCACUUCUGAUGUUCACAGAAACCACAUAAGGAGCUGCGGAGAGUGACGGUGCUUGUUAGGGACCACGGGCAAUAUAAACUUCUCCUUCAUCCAUAGCACUUUUUCGGAGACAUACUGACUUAUGUCCAAAAAAAAAAAAACAUUUUUUUAGCAUUUAGCAAAAUAUCUAAGAAAAUGUGUCUUUAGGAAAACACUUUCGGGCUCCACAGACAGCCUGACAUCUUGAUUACAUUUGAAAUAAACCUAACCAUAAUGGUCAUUUGCUAUUUUUGUAACCAUGUUAUCCAUGUUGUCUGAAAUAUGACAUAAAUGAAAGUGUUUUUCUUCACUGGGAAAAAGAAAAGCUAAAGAGACUCAACUAUUAAAAUAUCCAUUGUUAUAAUCAGCAUAUUAAAACAAGGGGGAAAGUCUGAGAAGGUAAAGCUAACUUCAGAUGAAGCCAUGCCUCGUGGCUUAUGUCACCAGUGCGGUAUGUUCCUGCUCUCUAAAAUAUAUUUUCUUAGUAAAAAUUAAUCACAAUGCCAAACACUCCUUGCUCCUGUAUGUCUGUUGUCAAACAGGAAGUAUACAUAAUGGAAACUUAGCUUCCUAUUGUUGUCUAAAUAAAAGUUUUACUAAAAAUGGAGUAUAAGUUGUAUGAUACACAGCUUAGGAAUAGGUCAAAUUUGGUCCAUAUUUCCAGUAUGGAAAAACAAUGAAUUCCAAUGGAGUUGUUCUUUAUUAAUGAUCUCAGAACAAAAGGACUACAAAAAUCACUUUCACUAAAUCUUUAGCUCAUUGAACAGCAUAUUUAGAAUUCAUUUUAUACAUACAUAAAACUCAUCUAUUCAAGCAUUCAGCAUUUUUAGCACUUGCCAUAUGUUGAAAAGGAGAAAGUUGUAGGUUCAAGUGUAGAAAGCGGCUCCUGGAAAGGUUUACAGUUUACAAAAAUGAGACAAUCUAUUAACUGGUUUACUGUUUAGUCUACCAACGUACAAAAGAAACAAAUUAUCUUAGAAAUUACAUGUGAAUAAGAAACUCAGAUAAAUGUUUUGGGGUUUUGUUUGUUUGUUUCGUUUUUGCUAAUUUUUAGUUAUACCUCGAUCCUAAUGCCAGGCUCUACAUGAAUCCCAACAAGCAAACAUGACAGCAAUAGUAUUUUUUAAAGAUUUAUGUAUUUAUUAUGUAUACAGUGUUCUGCUUUCCUGUAUGCCCACAUGUGAGGACACCAGAUAUCAUCAUAGAUGGUUGUGAGACACCAUGUUCUUGCUGGGAAUUGAACUCAGGACCUUUGGAAGAGCAACCAGUGCUCUUAACCUCUGAGCCAUCGCUCCAGCCUCAGCAGUAGUAUCUUUUUAUUAAUUAUUUAAGAAUGUUUACAACGUAUUUAAAUCAUAAUCAUCCAACACUCUUCUUCCUAAUUCCUCCAAGAUCCACUCCUCAGCCUUCAGUUCCUUCUGAAUUUCAUGCCAUUUUUUCCUUUACAAUCUAUUGAGUUCAGUUUAUGCUCUCCAUAAACUAAUUAGUGUAAUGCCAUCCCCUGGAGGAUGUAAACAUAUCUUAUGUGUAAAAAAACUGACUCUCAUAACUGGGUUGUAAGUGGCAUGCACCUUUAAUCCCAGCACGUGGAAAGCAAAGGCAGGCAAAUCUCUGUGAGCCCCGUCUACAGAGUGAGUUCUGGGACAAUCAGCGCUACAUAGUGAGACUCUGUUUUGAAAAAGAAAGAAAAGAAAGGACGAAAGAAAGGAAAGAAGAAAGAAAGAGAAAGAAGAGAAAAGAAAGGAAACUGACUCUCAAAUGCCAUUAGCUGUCAAUAGAUCCUCAGAUAGGGUUGGGGGCCUUAUGAAAAACAAUAGUAAAAUAGAAAAAUGAAAAAUGGCAUCAAUACCAACACCAAAGUUACUGAGAGAAUACACGGCUUGCUUCAUAGAGCCCAACAUAUGGCUUCAGCUUUGCAGGGAAGAAAGAAAUCAAAGGAAAGAGGAGCUCAGAAAUUAGUCAUGGAAAGACACUUUUGAAAUCAUAUGAGAUUAAUUUUAAAAUUAUACAUAAUUUCAAUAUAUAUACAUAUAAACAUAACUAUACAUAUAACCAUAUGUUUAUAUGUACAUGUGUUUAUAUGUAACUAUACAUGUAACCAUAUGUUUAUAUGUAUAUACACUUACACAUAAGGAAAUAACUGUAGAAAUAAUUAUUAAUUUUAAUGGUUGGAGACAUAAGUCACCUCAAAUGACAUAAUUCUUUGGGUAACACAGAUCUUUUGUGACCCUACAUAGUUCUUUAACUUUUUUUCUCCAUAAAGGCAAUUGCAAAAUAAUCACUUAUAAGUCAUAACAUCCCUAAAGCAAGAUUUUUAUAUCUAGUUUUAUGAGUAUGACAUCCUUUAUUGGGAGACAAUAUUCAGUAACAUGAAGAUGGGACUCUCCCCGAUAGAAAUUGAGUCUUCACAGUCAGAACUAAUCUAGAACUACUGGAUUCUCUAUGACAUCCUGUGUACAUGAGCUGGAGAACAUUGUGAUAAGUUUUUACUACCAUCACUAUGAUAGCACAAAUAUUUUGGGAAAGUUAAUGAAUAAAAUGAAGUGUGAAAUGAUAUUUUGGCAAGCUUGAUUCAUGAAAGAUUUCAAUAUUUUUCCUGUUAAUAAUGAAGCUGCGUCAUUCACCAGUAAGAAUGUUUGUACGGCAAGCCAGCGAGCUGAGUUUUCCAUGAAACUUCUAACAGUAUGCAAUCUCAUUGUCAGUCCCUGUGUCAAGCCACAUGUCUCAAAUUUGGGUUCUGAAAAUUUCUAAGUUGCCACAAAUGUAUUCCCAGUCAAGAUGAAACACUUUCACAUGAAAGUAGUUAGAACUUUACAUAACAAAAUGUGGUGCUUUAUUAUUCUUCUUGUUGUUGUUAUUAUGAUUAUAAUUACUAUUAUGUCUUUUGGUGUUUGUUAUUGAAACUACUGCAAUACUGUAUCAUACAUGUGCAGGGUGACUAUUCCAGCUAUCACAAGGUCCAAAAGAGAAAGUAUUAUUUUCCUGUUAAUGACAUGUAGUCCCUUUGUUCUAGUAGAUACAAGGUGCCUAGAGGUAGUAUGUAGAGUAAAUAUUGUUCCAUUAGUCUACUUCCUGCAGCUUCCGUUAUCUGAGGAAAUGUCCAUAACAAUUUUGUUUACAAGUCUUUGUUCUAGUCACUAACAGAAGAUGUCCAUACUACUGGGCUGAUUUUGCUUACAUCUUCAAAAGAAAUGUCACGUGAUACUCAGGCCUCGCUUUCUCUUCCAUCAUACAUCUUCAAGGAAUGUCAAUAAACUCACUUUGGUAUGGCACUGAGUGUGUUUCUUAUUGCAAAGAGAAGUCUGUGGUAACACAUGAAAAUAUCUAUCAAACCUGUGCUCUUGAUGAAUAGUGUAAGCAAUGAAACAACACGGAGUGAUAGCAGCUUCCAGGGCAAAUAACCUCAUUGUUAU